GCGAUGGAUGCGGACGCCCAAGCCCGUGUAUCAGGCCGUUUGGCGGGACAACGAAGACUUCGACGAGGUGCUCAUUUCGCCGUGCAUGAUCCAGGACCACAUGCCUGACCAGGUCCUCAAGGCGCUCGAAAAGGUGCUGGAGAAUCCGGGCCCGACGAAGCCCCAGCGGAUGUCGGACAGCCCAGCUCGCCGAAGGAGUGAUGGCCUCAUUCCUGAGGGCGGAGAAACACGUAGGCUUCUUUCCUCGCGCCCGCACACGCCCACCAGUCUUUUGCCUCAUCCGAUGACUCCUGCAGAGGAGACUAGGAGGCUGACCCCGCAAAAUAACGUUCCCCUUUCGUCAAAUCCCACUGCGUCAAAUAGUGGGAAUCGCUUGGCGACUCCGCCACAUAAGCUCCUCCUCGAAACUUCCUUUACCUGCUCGCCUGUCACUUCGCCGGAGCCCGCUCUGGACCUGCGCAAGACAGCUCACGUCCACUCACCAGCUAUCACAUGGGAGCUGUUAUCGGCUCUUGAGGAGCAGCUGCUCCUCGGGGUCAGGGAAUCGACGCGAGGAUCGCUAGAGCGCGGAGAGGACUGGCUGGCCGGGGUGGCGCCGCUAGCCUCGCCUGAAACGUUGAGUGAAGCCUCGAGUGUGGUGUCACGAGCAUCUCUCUUGCUCAGGGAGGGUAGGAGAGCUUCGUCAGCCCUGCAGCCCUUGCAUCAGUCCCCGGUUCUAAACCAUCGUCAGCCCCUUACUCGUCUUGGUACUGGGUACUGCUUUUACGUGGAGACUCCACCUUUGGAUUCCAGGCGGCAGGUAUUGCCAGCAGCAGAGCAACUCCCCGAGUCUUCUGACGACGAGGAGAUCAGUCCGCACUCCAUUACCCCAACUACCUUCAUCACAAUUGACCCUAUCAUGCCCACGCCCCCCACGCCACGAAAAGGGGACAGGAACGACUCGGAUAGUUCCCUCCAUCUGGAUACCACGCCCGUUAUACUGGGUGAGGACCCCGAGGCUGACUCCGUGCAGGGAGUCUCCGCUCUGAUGUCAGAAACCGUCCAUGACAAUUCAGAAUUAGUGUGCAUAUGGAAAGAGAAGGAAGUGCAGGAAGCAGAGAAAGUUCCCGACUGCAGGAGUACAGAAGAUACACCUGACUCUCCAGAGAGUGGUCCUAGCCGAGCCUCGUCCUCGGGAUCAUCUCGAAGUUCGCAUAGGGUUAAGUUUGACUUGACAACUUCACAAAUGUCGCGGGACUCAGGUUAUGGCGAGAAACUCAAUGGGUACGAGACUCUCUGCGCCAACAGCGGCGACUGGGGUGUACAGACCUCGCCCUGGGGAGGCCAACAGCAGGAAUAUGGGCGCGGACAACCGUCACUCGUGCACCAUUAUGUGUACUCAGGGGUGUCGCCUCAGCUGUCCCCUUCCUCGCCAGCUAACACUGACUCCUUCACCUCGCCACUCACUUCAGACCCGCCGUUGUCUCGCCAGCCAUCCCUCUUGCCAACACCUGUUGAUAUACCACAAAUUUCUACAGCCAUGUCAAGCCAUUCGACUCUCUUCGCAACCCAGCCACUCCACCCUUUGUAUAAGGCUACCCCUCUCUUGCACGACAUUUCUCGAAGUCCCAAAUCUAUGACUGUUACAGACCGACCGACACACAGAGCAGAGAGCAGUGUAUAGUGCUACUGUAGAUGAAGAACUAGUUGUAAGUUGUUGAUGAAUCUAGUUAGAAAUCAUAAUGUCAAUGCAUAUAUAUUCUAGUCAUUUUGUGACAAAUAGUUCUGAAUUGUUAAGUUAUGUUUUCUUUGUGAUGUGGUGCAACUGUUCAAUAAUUGUAUGAAUAUCGAAAGAGCUAAUAUCAAUAUGAUCAUUUUCAAGAAAUAUAUGUAUAUAGUAUUAUUAUUAUUAUCG
This is a messenger RNA of Penaeus vannamei (Pacific white shrimp), 1894 nucleotides long. The record is from RefSeq and is a predicted model, not a curated record. Lineage: Eukaryota; Metazoa; Arthropoda; Malacostraca; Decapoda; Penaeidae.